AUGCUGAAGCUUCGGCUCUUGACGUGGGACGUGAAGGACACCCUCCUACGCCUCCGUGUCCCCGUGGGCGAGAGCUACUCUGCUGAGGCCCGGGCCUAUGGCGUCCAGGUGCAGGCCGAAGCCCUCACCCAGUCUUUCCGCCAAGCCUACAGGGCCCAAAGCCUGCGUUUCCCCAACUAUGGCUCAGACAGAGGCCUCAGCUCCAAGCAGUGGUGGAUGGAUGUUGUCAUGGAGACGUUCCGGCUCUCCGGUGCCCACAGCGAGGAGGCCAUCCAGCCCAUUGCGGAGAAACUCUACCGGGAUUACAGCAGCGCUCGCAACUGGGAGUUGCUCUCGGGCGCCAGGCACACUCUGCAGCAGUGCCAGAGGAUGGGGGUCCCCAUGGCCGUCAUCUCCAACUUUGACCGGAGGCUGCAGGAAGUGCUGACCCACUGCGGCCUCCGCCAGCACUUCGAGUUUGUCCUGACCUCGGAAGAAGUGGGCUUUGCCAAGCCGGACAAGCGGAUUUUCCUGGAGGCGCUCCACAUCGCAGGGGUGUCUCCUCAGCUGGCAGCCCACGUGGGGGACGACUACGUGAACGACUACAAGGCAGCGAGGGAGGCAGGGAUGCACAGUUUUCUGUAUACAGCAGGUUGCCAGCCUCCCGAGAAGGAUGCAGAGGUGCCCAGUGCCCACAUCCUACCAUCACUGAUGCAGCUGCCGUCCCUUAUAGAGAAGGGCUAAGAAGAGGAGUUUUGUCAGGGUUCAGCUAAAUCACACAUGGUGUCCCUCUUAGACUGUAGCACUUCAGUUGGCAGGUGGAAGGUGAGAGAGGGAGGAAAUAUUUUAUGUCAUUCUACAUUAAAAAUAGUAAUUAAAUCAAUAAUCUAAUUUAAUUUUU
Molecule: messenger RNA, 880 nt
Organism: Zootoca vivipara (common lizard)
Lineage: Eukaryota; Metazoa; Chordata; Lepidosauria; Squamata; Lacertidae
Gene: HDHD3
Product: haloacid dehalogenase like hydrolase domain containing 3
Cellular component (GO): nucleus
Source: RefSeq, a predicted model, not a curated record